ACCGCCGCUUGAAUAAAAAGGAAGGACACCGGAACUUUAUCAGGGAACACUGUAGAGAAGCAGCACGAUCAAACAUGGGCCGCCACUUUGGAGACUUGGCCAAGGUCAGGCAUAUAAUCACAUACAGCCUGUCCCCCUUUGAGCAGAGGGCUUUCCCCAACUACUUCUCCAAGGGAAUCCCCAAUGUGUGGAGACGGUUCACAGCCUCUUUCUUCAAAGUUGCCCCCCCAAUGACCCUCAUGUACCUGACAUACACCUGGGGCAACAGCGUCCAUGAGCAGGGCAAAAGGAAGAAUCUUGCUGACUUUGAGAAUGAAGAGUAAAUUCCUGCCACCUUUCUGAAAGCUGCCCUCUGUUAUUGUUUCCAACUCUGUAUGUUUCACCAAUAAAGACAAAAGAUAUUUAUGUGAA
This is a messenger RNA of Epinephelus fuscoguttatus (brown-marbled grouper), 411 nucleotides long. It is a transcript of the gene uqcrq, whose product is annotated as cytochrome b-c1 complex subunit 8. Lineage: Eukaryota; Metazoa; Chordata; Actinopteri; Perciformes; Serranidae. The coding region runs from base 75 to 323 and encodes 82 amino acids. Gene Ontology annotation, biological process: mitochondrial electron transport, ubiquinol to cytochrome c. The record is from RefSeq and is a predicted model, not a curated record. The transcript has 3 exons.